GGAACACAGAGCUUCGUGCAAUUGGAGUUUCCCGAUGUCAGUCAACAGCAGCUUUGCCACCACCUCUCCUGAUUCUCGACUCCGCUGCUGCUGCACUUGGCGACCAUAUCGGCCGUCAGGGAAAGAAAUGCCAACGGGAUGAGGGGAUCGUAGGCCAUGUAAAUACAAAGUAUCAAAUGUUUACGCCUUCAUCGACAAACCGAUGCGCAGUUUGCUUUUCGAUUAUCGCAGUUAUGUUCCCGGUCGUCUCCCGUCCGUCUGUUUUAUCUAGCGCCGUGUCUAGCCUCGGGAAAAUGUACCCGACUAUUCUUGAUAGCCUUUUUUUCGCAAACAAAAGAAGACACCCGAAAAAACAAUAAAAGAGCACGACAGAAGGAUCGUUCCAGGUGCCCCCGCCUCAUGGAGAAGGUUGGCAAGGUGUGGAGCAACCUGAAGAGAGGGUGUCAGUCUCUGCUUCACACAGAUGGGGGUUCUCGUGUUGAAACAUCACCACAGCAUCAACCACAAACAGACACGGUAUGCCACAGUGUGGACGGAGCCCAGGGCGACAUCACCCUAGAUGCCAACAGUCCCUCUAGCAGUGUAGCAGCACUUCCUCUAGUGGCAUGGAGGACCAGUGGGAGUGUGACACGGCGAGGCCAUAACUGUGUAGCAGAUGUACCCCAGAUACUGGAGAUCACUGUCGAGCAGGAUGCUGAUGAUGCUCGUGCUCCACUGGGAGCCCGCAGAGACUCUUAUUCACGUCAUGCACCUUGGAGCGGAAAAAAGAGACACUCGUGUUCUACUAAGGCUCAGAGUUCUCUAGAAACCACCGAUCGACGAUCAGGCCGGUCUCGACGCAGACAUGGGACUAGUAACAGCCCUGAGGAGUUGGAGUCAGGGACAACACGUUCAAUUCGCCAGCAAAUCCAUGAUACGGUGGGACUAUGCCUCCCACUACGCUCAUCUUCUCGAAAUACUCACCUACCACCACCCAAACGCAAGAUACAAAUUACGGAGCUGAUGCUGGAGACAUGUCCAUUUGCACCAGGAUCAGACCUUGCCAGAAAAUGGCACCUUAUUAAACAACACACUGCACCUAUCAACGUGAUUCCAUUGGAUUCAUCCCCGGAUGCAUGUGGUGCUACCUGUGCAUCCCCGGAAGAUGAAGAGGAGCGUUUGCGAGAAAGGAGGCGACUUAGCAUUGAGGAGGGUGUGGACCCACCUCCAGAUGCUCAGAUCCACACAGUGGAGGCCAUCACAGCCCCUUUAGCUUCUCUUUAUAAGCUAGGACCGAAGCUUGCCCCUGGAAUGGGUGAGGCCGUAGGCGAUAGCCGAGGUGCAGCAGCAGCUAACUGUGACUCUGAGGACGAUGAAACCACCACACUUUGCUUGCAAGCUCGCAAGCCCAAGCAGUGGCAAGCUUCAGGAGAGGGCCAUCCAAGCAGCAAGCAACCGGGUCCUUGGAAAGUGCACACCCAGAUCGACUAUAUCCAUUGCUUGGUUCCAGAUCUGCUGCAGAUCACAGCCCUUCCCUGUUACUGGGGUGUGAUGGACCGUUACGAGGCUGAAGCACUGCUAGAUGGUCGACCAGAGGGAACUUUUUUGCUGCGUGACUCUGCUCAGGAAGACUACCUAUUUUCUGUUAGCUUCCGUCGAUAUGGUCGUUCACUGCAUGCACGCAUUGAGCAGUGGAAUCACAACUUCAGCUUUGAUGCACACGACCCCUGCGUGUUCCAUGCAGCCACUGUCACCGCACUCUUGGAGCACUACAAGGACCCUAGCGCUUGCAUGUUCUUUGAGCCAUUGCUCACUGUGCCUCUGCACCGGACCUUCCCAUUUGGUCUGCAAAGCCUGGCUCGAGCCGCAAUUUGCCAUGGGAUCACCUACGAUGGCAUCGGGGCACUACCACUGCCCCCUGCUUUGCAGGACUACCUCAGGGAGUAUCACUAUAAGCAGAGGGUGCGUGUACGCUGGCUUGAGCGGGAGCCGGUCAAGGCCAAGUGAGGAAGGCCAGAUACUGUACUUCUCAUCUCUGCAUCAAGAGUAAUUCAUUCACCACUUUGCAGAGGUGAAAGAAUUACACACUUUUUGGGAAGGGGUCAGAUGUUUGGGGUUGGAAGAAAGGAGGGACCUGAAACUGAACACUAAGUUUCUAUCAUUAUUUUUUUUUGUUAUCACUCUAACAAACAAAUAAGUUACAUAUACAAGCUCUCCAGUGUGCACAUUUCACUACAGCUUCUGGACUAGGAUGAAGCAGCCGAGGUCUUGGUCUCAUUUUCUUUCUUUCUCAGUUCCCAUGGCCGUUUUCUAAGGGGGAUUUACAGAUUCAGCUAUUUUUAUGCCUCUCCACCCUUUAAAUGUUUGACUGGUUUAUAGCCAUUUCACUUUUUUUUCUGUUGUACCGUUCACCUCCCUGCCUCCCCAUAAUUCCCUUGCAUCGAAAUUGCAUUGUUAGUGUUUAUUUAAAGUAACAUUGUGGACAAAUUCUGAGGGCAGAGGAGAAGUUUGGUGAUGUCCAAAUAUUGCUUUUUCCAGCUUCUUUCAUCAUCCUUAGAUUUCUUGGUGCUCUGUC
Danio rerio (zebrafish) is the source of this 2554-nucleotide messenger RNA. It is a transcript of the gene socs5a, whose product is annotated as suppressor of cytokine signaling 5a. Gene Ontology annotation, biological process: protein ubiquitination; intracellular signal transduction. Lineage: Eukaryota; Metazoa; Chordata; Actinopteri; Cypriniformes; Danionidae. The record is from RefSeq and is marked validated.